Messenger RNA from Acanthopagrus latus (yellowfin seabream), 4827 nucleotides. It is a transcript of the gene drp2, whose product is annotated as dystrophin related protein 2. Gene Ontology annotation, biological process: synaptic signaling. Lineage: Eukaryota; Metazoa; Chordata; Actinopteri; Spariformes; Sparidae. Gene Ontology annotation, molecular function: protein binding; zinc ion binding. The record is from RefSeq and is a predicted model, not a curated record. Gene Ontology annotation, cellular component: plasma membrane. Bases 222 to 2858 code for a protein of 878 amino acids. The transcript is spliced from 24 exons.
AAUAAUGUCAACACUCAGUUACCUUUAGCGACAGCGAGAGACUGGGAGUGAGGCUCGAAUCGAAACAGCGCAGCAAAGUCUGUCCUAUUAAAGCUGCGGGGCGGCCCUCGUGGCCGGGAUGCCACUGUGUGCCGUGCCAGUCCACAGUGGACGGUGACGGGCAGGAGGAGGGGACCGAGUGCCGGAGACUGAGAGGAGGCGGCUCGCACCAAACGGGAGAAAUGAACCUCUGCUGGAACGAGAUCAAACGAAAGUCCCACAACAUCCGGGUGCGGCUAGAGGCCUUCUCAGACAACAGCGGGAAGCUGCAGCUCUCUCUGCAGGAGAUCAUAGAAUGGCUGACAGCCAAGGACGAGGAGCUGUCGGAGCAGCUGCCCAUAGGAGGCGACGUUGGGGCCGUCCAGCACCAGAGGGAGUUCCACCAGGCGUUCAUGGAGGAUGUCAAGUCCCGCGGGCCGUUCAUCUACUCGGUGUUGGAGUCUGCCCAGGCCUUUCUGGCUCAGCACCCCUUCCAGGAGCCAGAGGAGACCCUGACCGAUGGAAAAGAGGUGUCUCCACGCCGGAGGAUCUUAAAUGUGAGCCGCUCGGUGUGGAAGCAGGCGAACGUGGCCAGCGACCUGUGGGAGAAGCUGACGGCACGCUGUGUGGACCGCCACAGACACAUGGAGAGGACCUUGGAGCGACUGCUUCAGAUCCAGGCAGCGAUGGAGGAGCUGGCUGUGGCCCUGGAGCAGGCGGAGGGGGUGAGAGACGCCUGGGAGCCCGUGGGAGACCUCUUCAUCGACUCCCUGCAGGACCACAUAGACGCCACCAAGUUAUUUAAGGAGGAGCUGACCCAGGUGAAGGAGGGCAUGAAGCACAUCAAUGAUCUGGCCCACCAGCUGGCCAUCUCCGAUGUCCACUUGUCGAUGGAGAACGCCCGCGCCCUGGAGCAUCUCAACAGCAGAUGGAAAGUGCUUCAGGGUUCGAUAGAAGAGCGGCUGAAGCAGCUCCAGGACGCACAUCGAGACUUUGGCCCCGGAUCGCAGCACUUCCUCUCCAGUUCAGUGCAGAUACCGUGGGAGCGUGCCAUCUCCCCGAACAAAGUGCCCUACUACAUCAACCAUCAGGCCCAGACGACGUGCUGGGACCAUCCAAAGAUGACAGAACUGUACCAAGCACUGGCGGAUCUGAACAACAUCAAGUUCUCAGCAUACAGAACAGCCAUGAAGCUGCGGCGAGUUCAGAAGGCUCUGCGAUUGGAUUUAGUGGCGCUGAGCGGCCUGACGGAGGUGUUCCGGGAGCAGGAGCUGCAGCAGGGGGAGCACGUGAUGGAUGUGGUGGAGAUGAUCCACGGCCUGACAGCUCUGUACGAGAGGCUGGAGGAGGAGAGGUCCGUCCUGGUUAACAUUCCACUCUGUGUUGACAUGUGUCUCAACUGGCUGCUCAACGUCUAUGACAGUGCUCGAAACGGCAAAAUGCGAGUUCUCAGCUUCAAGAUGGGAUUGGUGAGCUUGUGCAGCGCUGACGUCCAAGAGAAGUACAAAUACUUGUUCCGGCAGGUGUCUGGUCCUGGAGGUUUGACGGACCAGCGUCACCUCAGUCUGCUGCUCCAUGAAGCCAUCCAGAUCCCCCGCCAGUUAGGCGAAGUCGCUGCUUUCGGGGGGAGCAACGUGGAGCCCAGUGUCCGCAGCUGCUUUCGCGUGGCCCCAGGGAAACCUGCCAUUGAGGUGUCUCACUUCCUGGAGUGGAUGAGCCUGGAGCCCCAGUCGAUGGUUUGGCUGCCUGUCCUCCACCGUGUGACUGCUGCAGAGUCAACAAAGCACCAGGCCAAAUGUUACAUCUGCAAACAGUGUCCCAUCAAGGGUUUCAGGUAUCGCAGUCUGAAGCAGUUCAAUGUGGACAUCUGCCAGACAUGUUUUCUAACCGGCCGCACUUCCAAGGGAAAGAAGCUGCACUACCCCAUCAUGGAGUACUACACCCCAACAACCUCGGGAGAGAAGAUGAGAGACUUUGCCAAGACUCUGAAGAAUAAGUUCAGGUCAAAGCAGUACUUCACCAAACACCCUCAGAGAGGUUACCUGCCGGUGCAGUCCGUGCUGGAAGCCGAGAGCUCGGAGACGCCGUGCUCCUCGCCCAAGCUGCCCCACGCAGACACACACAGCAGGAUUGAACAUUACGCCAGCAGAUUGGCAGAAAUGGAGAGCCAGAAUUGUUCAUUCUUCACGGAUAGCCUGUCUCCUGAUGAAAGUCUGGAUGAAGAUCAGUACCUCCUGCGUCACUCCAGCCCAGCCCUGGACCAUGACUCACCCUGCGGACAGCACAUGCUGCUGGCCCACCUGGAGCACCAGGACAAGGAGCAGCUCCAAUGCACCCUGGCCCGCCUGGAGAACGAGAACAGGGUGCUGCAGGGCGAGUACAGGAGGCUCAAGUGGAAGCACGAGGAGGCGGCGUCGGUCCCCAUGCUGACUGAAGCCGGAGAGGGCGGCCCAGGUUCCCCCACGGCGGAGGGGCAGCAGGACGAGGAGCUUCUGGCCGAGGCCCGGGUCCUCCGGCAGCACAAGACGCGCCUGGAGACCCGUAUGCAGAUCCUGGAGGACCACAACAAACAGCUGGAGUCGCAGCUGCGCAGGCUCAGGGAGCUACUGCUACAGCCCAAAGAUGAUUCGGAGGCCAACGGAUCAGAACCGUCGACCCUGUCUUCUCCUGUGUCCGGAGGAGGUCGCCACGGGGAGCCGGCCAGCAGAGAGACCACCGACACCGAAGCAGCAGGAGACGACAUGGAGCAUGAACAGGAUACAGUGCUGCAGCUCCAGGAGGUCAUCGAGCAGCUGAGAAACGUCUUCCCCUCAGAACCGGGCACCACCUCACACAUCUAACCCCCGAGUGGCCCUGGAGGGGUAAAGUGAAAAGCCUGAAAGGAAGCCUGAUGGCAGGGGGAGGAGCUCCAGACGGCUGAGGUCAGGGCACAAAUCACCGGGGCCCCCGUGACCACUGCAGCAGCGAUGAUACCCAAAGCUAACCCCCCCCACCCCACCCUUACUGGAACUCUGUGCACUAAAAGCCUUUUUUCAUGCAAACCGCUAAAAGGCUCACGCUGAUGUCCGUUUGGCCAGAGCUGCGUUCGAUAACUCCAGCGGCGCAGCCUGACACCAUGUUAACGAGCCAAAGGUAGCUAACGUUAGCAAGCAGGUCAGGGAGAGACUAAAAGUAAUCGGGGGACAUUUUGCCCAGCCAAGACACUGUGCUUACCAGUAUCUGUGUAGUCGUUUGGAGGUGUGAAGCUUUAUAUCAGUCCACAGCACAAAUUGGACCUUCCAUGGAAAGAACUUUUUAAAACAAAACAAAAAAAAAUGCAAAAAGGAAGAUGAAGAAUAAUAUCCCUUUGUGUGUCAGAAUGCCUGUAUCUUUAGCGUGUGUGUUUUUCUUUCCCCCUGAAUGUUUUAUCAUUGUUAUGUUAUGUUUUUGGGUUGUUUUUUUUUUUUUUCGAAAAAAGGGAAAGUGGUGUGUUGAAGCUUUGCUAGCCUGAACGAGAUCAGGGGCCGGGCCGACCGCGCUUCACGUUGGCUGCGUGGUGCGGAUUGUUCAGGGAGUUGAUGGCGCCCACAACAAGCUUAUUUACUUUGUGAGAAUGACACAUCAUCAGUUAAAUCCAUGAUUUAUUUAAGACAGCCAAAGUGCCCGCUAGCAGAGCGCCUCUGUAUGCACACACUGUGUUCCUCUAAUCCUCUCCAACUGCUUGUCGCUCUCAUUGCUCGCCUCUCCUAAGUGAGCCCUUUACGCUCAUACAGAACCACUUGCACUCACAGCUCGUGCACACACACACACACACACACACAUGUGCUGCUACAUCCAUGCCCCCUUAUUGACACAGCACCCUCCUCCUCAUUUUAGCACAAACACACAAACGUCUCCCUGCGUGAUCAAUAACAUGUGCUGCGCUGCAUCACAAACAAAACACACUUUGAUUUUUUUAUUAUUUUUUUUUUCUCCUGUUUCAUCUCUUUAGCUCGCCAGAUUCUGAACGAGUUCUCGGUUUUGAGCCAAUUUGUAUUGUGACUGAAAUUGGGUUUUGUUGAGGAAGCGUCUGCCGAUAAACAUCAGCGAGUAGCCGUCUGCUCGGGAAUCUUUCCCGCUCUCCUGCUGUGUUCAGAGAAAGAAGAGGAAGCGGCUCCGGGCUGCAGCGCUGCCAGGCUUGAGCCCACUUUCACUUCGCGAGGCCAAUUCCACACACUCUAGGGGGCACAAGGCACAUCAUGACGCAGUAUUAUGCAGACUACAUCGUUAAUAAUCCCCCGUCUCCGUGUAGAUUUGAAAAGAACAGUAGCUAUUGACUCCACACACUGUCAUUUCCCCUCGCUAAUGCGCACUUAAUUGCUUUAAGUUACAGAAAGACGAGCGGCUGAAAUGGCUUCGCCCUCAUCGCGUCAGGGUCAUUCUCUUCUAAGCACAGCACGGUCAAUUUAUGCCUUAAAAAAACCCGUAUAUAAAACAAAAUAGUCUUUCUGCACUGUUUUUUUUUUUUCCAUCACAUUCAGGGAAGGAGUUGCAUCAGGCGUGGGUUUGUGUGUCUGUCAGUCCCUGGACAGGCUCGGUGGUAAAUUUAGAGCAACAGGGAAGAAGAACAGCAAAGCGUGGAUCAGAGCACGUGAGCAUCCGUUCAUUGAAAACCAGCUAAAUAGGGCUUUUAUGGGCGAGCCCCCCUGAUGCUCGGGGUGCUUGAAGGGCUAAAGAUCUGAGACGAGAGAGGAAAGGUGGAAAAGAAGAAGAAAUCACUCCACUUUUAGCUGGAGGGCAGGUGGGAGAGAUCUACUUUGAUGUGCCUGCUGGGGCCAAAAAAAAAAAAAA